AUGAACCAAAUGCCCCAAACCAUAUCGUUUUCGCCCGCAAAGACGAAUCCGUUCACGCCCGUCACGCCCGAGGGCCAGCCAAUUUUCUUCUCGGCCCUGCACCAGGGCUCGGGGGUUGUUAAUGUCUGGUCGUGGGACAAGACCGGAGCAAAGUCCAACCCGGACAAGGCGCGAAAGCUUCUGAAGGAGACCUUGAGCAAGUUCAAUAAAGAUCCUAGGAACAGUGCGCAGCAGGCGAAGGCCGUGACGGAUAAGAAUAUCAUCGGCUUCAAUGCCGUGGUGGAUUACUUCCCUCACGUUGGCCCGGCGGAGAUCGCCCAGGGUUGGUAUGACCGGUUCAACGCCUUGAAUGGCGAAGAUCACACAGUUUACGCUUCUGGUUUGAACGCUUUUGAAACAGUUGAGCAUGCACUCCGGGCAGGAGAGAUGUGGUGGACUCUUACUUGUAAUCGGAUAGCCGUUUAG
Parascedosporium putredinis is the source of this 465-nucleotide messenger RNA. The record is from the annotation of a GenBank genome assembly. Lineage: Eukaryota; Fungi; Ascomycota; Sordariomycetes; Microascales; Microascaceae.